AUAAGGAAAGGUUAUUAUGUGGGUGUUAAUAACUGGUCUGUCCAGUUGUGUUAUAUAAUGAAAACAAAAAUCUAAUUCCCUUAUCUCUUCACACAUUAUAUCGAACAAUUAGUUUUGACUUAUUAUGUUUUAUAAACACAGAUGAGAAAAGCGAACUGAAGUUGUUGACUGAUUUACUCUUGGUCAAGCAUGGCAGAAAUGUACAAGACAGACAAAAGUGUGUUGAGUGUGGUGAAACUUCAGUGUUGAUGGAGUUUCAGGUGGAGGGUCAUGGGUGUUUUCCACAUGCAGUGACACACCACUAACCUGACCAGUGACUUUCGGGAAGUACUUAAAUGGAGAUGCAAUGCUACUCAUAUCUUUUCAUGAGACUCUCUUAACAGUUAAUCUCCAUCCUUUCACUGCCAUCAUAUAGUCUUAAACUCAGAAUGACCACUCAGCAGCCCGGGCAGUUUAUGAUAGCACAGACCAAUGACCAGUGGAGCUCAGGAAUCUGCGACUGCUGUGACAAUGUGCCCGAGUGUUGUUUCUCAUUCUGGUGUUUUCCCUGUUUUGCCUGUUCGACGGCUCGUAAGCACGGCGAGUGUCUGUGUUUGCCGCUCCUCGACGGAUUUGGCUUCAUUCCUGCAAUAACGCUGGCCAUGCGCGUGUCAGUGCGCAGUCGCUAUGGAAUACAGGGCUCUAUCUGUAAGGACUGUGUUUACUCUACGUUCUGCGGCGCUUGCUCCUGGUGUCAGAUUUCUCGAGAAAUGAACAUCCGAGAACAAAGUUUGACAUUUGUCACUCAUCGAGCAAAAUGAAAGAAACUGUCAACCGUCCGCUUUGUUUUCCUCAGUAUUUAGCAGUAACAAUAGUCACCUGAAAUAACUCUUGUCUUCUAUCAUUUGAUCUGCCAUUG
Danio aesculapii is the source of this 898-nucleotide messenger RNA. It is a transcript of the gene ponzr5, whose product is annotated as plac8 onzin related protein 5. The transcript is spliced from 4 exons. The record is from RefSeq and is a predicted model, not a curated record. Lineage: Eukaryota; Metazoa; Chordata; Actinopteri; Cypriniformes; Danionidae. The coding region runs from base 429 to 800 and encodes 123 amino acids.